Serinus canaria (Common canary) is the source of this 3525-nucleotide messenger RNA. RefSeq names its product heterogeneous nuclear ribonucleoprotein L like (gene HNRNPLL). Gene Ontology annotation, biological process: mRNA processing; regulation of RNA splicing. The coding region runs from base 121 to 1758 and encodes 545 amino acids. Gene Ontology annotation, molecular function: mRNA binding. NCBI's taxonomy places the organism in Eukaryota, Metazoa, Chordata, Aves, Passeriformes, Fringillidae. Gene Ontology annotation, cellular component: nucleus. The record is from RefSeq and is a predicted model, not a curated record. The transcript is spliced from 13 exons.
GGCCGAGUGCGGGGGCCGGGGCUCAGAGCAUCGCUCGGGCUCGGUGCCGCCGCCGCCGCCGGCUCCGUCCCUGCUCCCGCGUCGUCUCCUGGGUCGGCAGCCCCCUUCCCUCCCGCGGACAUGUCGUCGCCGUCGUCUGGAGAGCGGUACGAGGAGGAAGAGGAGGAGGAAGACGGCGCCUACGAGAGCCAGGCCAAGCGGCUAAAGCCCAGCGCCGCAGCCGAGGAAGGCGAGAUCGAGUACAGCGGCGCGGAGGAGAGCGAGGGCCGGCGGGACAAGCCCCCCGCAUCGCGCGGCGGCGGCGGCUUCUCGGGCGGGGAUGCCGGGGGAAGUCAUCACAAAGUCUCUGUUUCUCCUGUCGUCCAUGUCCGAGGGCUGUGUGAAUCUGUCGUGGAAGCAGAUCUCGUGGAAGCUCUUGAGAAGUUUGGAACCAUAUGCUAUGUCAUGAUGAUGCCGUUCAAGCGCCAGGCUCUGGUGGAGUUUGAAAAUGUCGAGAGUGCAAAGAAAUGUGUGACCUUUGCAGCAGAUGAGCCUGUGUACAUUGCUGGGCAGCAGGCCUUCUUCAACUACUCCACAAGCAAGAGGAUCACUCGGCCAGGGAACACUGAUGACCCGUCUGGUGGGAAUAAAGUUCUCCUGUUGUCAAUUCAGAAUCCUCUCUACCCAAUUACAGUGGAUGUUUUGUACACUGUGUGCAACCCUGUUGGAAAAGUUCAGCGCAUUGUUAUAUUCAAGAGAAAUGGAAUACAAGCCAUGGUUGAGUUUGAAUCAGUGUUUUGUGCCCAGAAGGCAAAGGCUGCACUCAAUGGAGCAGAUAUCUAUGCUGGAUGCUGCACACUAAAAAUUGAAUAUGCAAGGCCAACUCGACUUAAUGUCAUUAGGAAUGACAACGAUAGUUGGGACUACACUAAGCCAUAUCUGGGCCGCCGAGACAGAGGGAAGGGCCGGCAGAGACAAGCUAUUUUGGGAGAGCACCCAUCAUCCUUUAGACAUGAUGGCUAUGGCUCCCAUGGUCCUUUGUUGCCCUUGCCAAGCCGGUACCGAAUGGGAUCUCGGGACACUCCCGAACUCGUUGCUUACCCGUUGCCGCAGGCAUCCUCCUCUUACAUGCACGGUGGAAAUCCUUCUGGGUCAGUUGUCAUGGUUAGUGGGUUGCAUCAGCUCAAGAUGAACUGCUCAAGGGUAUUCAACCUGUUCUGCUUGUAUGGAAACAUUGAGAAGGUGAAAUUUAUGAAGACUAUUCCGGGCACAGCACUGGUUGAAAUGGGUGAUGAAUACGCUGUAGAAAGAGCAGUCACACAUCUCAAUAAUGUCAAGUUAUUUGGAAAGAGACUCAAUGUCUGUGUUUCCAAGCAGCACUCAGUAGUUCCAAGCCAGAUAUUUGAACUGGAGGAUGGCACGAGUAGUUACAAGGAUUUUGCCAUGAGCAAGAACAAUCGCUUCACCAGUGCUGGUCAAGCAUCCAAGAACAUCAUCCAGCCACCCUCCUGUGUGCUGCAUUAUUACAAUGUUCCCCUGUGUGUGACUGAGGAAACAUUUGUAAAGUUAUGUGAGGAUCAUGAAGUUCUCAGCUUUAUUAAAUACAAAGUGUUUGACCCAAAACCUUCUGCCAAAACACUGUCUGGUCUGUUGGAAUGGGAAUGUAAGACAGAUGCAGUGGAAGCUCUCACUGUACUUAAUCACUACCAGAUAAGAGUCCCAAAUGGCUCCAACCCUUACACCUUGAAACUUUGCUUCUCUACUUCAUCCCAUUUAUAAAGAAGGGGACAGCAUGUUAAGAGCUACGUUCACCUGGAUUUGCAAGUUAAAAACUACACUUCGUUCACAAAGCUCUAAAGUGGUUGUUCUAAUGUUGCCUUGUUUCAACUUAAUUCUAAUAUCUUUUAUCUUGUUUUAUAAUAAAUGGAUGUUCCUUCAUAAAUACAAACCAGAUUUUUUUUUUAUUUUUGCCUCUGAGGAGUACAUGUUGUAAGCUUACUACAAAGUUUGUAUUUUGUUAGUGUAGUAACUUCAAAUGUCUAAAGAAGCACCAGUAGGAUAAACAAGAUUGUUUCUUUUCAAAAAAUGAAAUAUAUUUGCAUUUUCAAAAUGUUAAAGAUUAGCAAGUAUUUUUCCAUUUGUAGUCUUAAAUUGGCAGAUAGAGCUAUUCUAGCAGAAUUUUAAAUGUAGAACUUGUUUUUCAAUAUGUUAAGUAGUGAAGUAUGUUGCAAUACUAAAAAGAAGCUUGUAUUUAUAAAAUGCUUUGAUUGGAUUAAUGUUGCACAUACUGAAUUUUUAGUAGUACAGACUUGAUUUAUAGUUUUAAACAGAGCUAAUGUAGAAAAUUAUUAAGUAUGUACACGUGUAUGGUAUGAAUUCAUACUUAUUUAAAGUGGUUUUGGUUUUUUUUUUGUUUUUUGGGUUUUUUUUUAAUCCUAUUUUCCAUUUGCAUUAGCAUGGAAGGAUGCCAUCUACAGCUAGUCCCACCGUAGGGGCCUUUUAAAAAUUAAAAUUGCAAGCCUGUAUCAAUGUGUUCAUCCUCAUUUUCCAUGAUUUAAACUUAAAUCUUUGGUGUUUAGCAAAUCCUUUUGACUCUUUUUUUAAAGCAGUGGUUAUGACAUACUAAAUGGUAAAAGUCAUGGGGGGAGUGACAACAUGGAUCACAAUAGAAACUAAGGUGGUAAAAGUAGUUAAAACAAUAAGAAAGCCUGCACCAUAUCCUUUCAUACCUGGACAGUUAAGUCAACGUUUUCUUCUGUCUGAUUUACCUUAAACAUCUUUUAUGACCAUGAAAGAGUUCAUUGAGUGAAUAGUCUUGGCUUCUCUGUAGUUUAAGAUGAGGCAAUCUCAGUGGGAUUUAGGUAAAGUAACUGACUGUGUGAUGUGAGAUUAAUGAGGUGAGAAAUCUUUCACUUUGGAGAAGAUGUUUUGUUCUGUCCCAGUACUUUGAAACCUCUCUUCUGGAACUGGAGUUGUGUCUUGUUUGGGCUAAGCCCCCAGAAAGAGGAAUCCAAGCAGUGGAGUCUGGGAGCUGUUAUCCUAGGCUCUGUGUGUGUUCCCCUUUCUGAAUUUGCAGUGGAUUGCUGAGGGCUUCAUUCAGUUCUGCUCUUAGAAGAGAACUUACUUUAUCAGUUGUUUUAUGCUUUCUCCUACAAGUUCUUUGCUCUGUCUUUAUGGAUUUUAUCUAUAUCCAUCCUUUAUGCAAGAUGAUUUCUGCAGAGUGCUUGUCCUUGAGAGGUUGUGUUGUAGGAUGUUUACAGGCUGUGAGCAUUGCACAUCUUUCAAUAGACUGGAUUUUCCCCAUUCUCAAUUUCAAGGCAAAUAUUCCUUAUCACAGAAAGGAAAAUGUGUCAGAUGUCCUUCAGGUUUUCUCAUCAACAGUGAUUCAUUUUUGCCCCAUCUACCUCCAUUUUGUUCAUGCUUUAGGUAACAGGUGUUUUAGGUAUUCACAUCAGGCUUUUAAUAUGUCUGAACUGGGAACUGAAAACCAGCUGCUCUUUGGCAAGUCUUUCAGCACAGGGUUUGGAAUAAUCCCAGCCUCCUGUC